Messenger RNA from Zeugodacus cucurbitae (melon fly), 5882 nucleotides. It is a transcript of the gene Gyf, whose product is annotated as GIGYF family protein Gyf. The transcript has 8 exons. NCBI's taxonomy places the organism in Eukaryota, Metazoa, Arthropoda, Insecta, Diptera, Tephritidae. The record is from RefSeq and is a predicted model, not a curated record. Bases 254 to 5617 code for a protein of 1787 amino acids. Gene Ontology annotation, molecular function: protein binding.
AUCGAAACAAAAAUGCAACCCUGCUUGCUGAAUACUUGCUUCGGCCGUUUCGUCCGUAAAAUUUGUUCGUUCGUCUAACCUACAGAGAGUACACGUCGUUGUGCGAUUCAUUGCAUUAAAAAAGUGAAAACGUGAAAAUUCCCUUGGAUUUACAAAACAAAACAGAGUGCCGUAAUUGACCAGAAGCUUUAACCAUAUACCUGCUGUUUUACACAAAUAAUAUUUACGAAUAUUUAUUUCCACUUCUGCAAAAAUGACAGACUCAAUGAAAUUUGGUCCAGAAUGGCUUCGUAACAUGUCUGCGGAUAACACAAACUCUAGUCUGUUGUCUAGUGGAGGCGUUACUGGCGGAGGUAACGUAAUGACCACUUCAUCCAAUUCAAAUAACGGUGGUAACGGAGGUGGUCAUCAAUCAUUUGGAAUAACUUCAAGUGUGUCAUCACCAGCAAUUACUCCAUUUUCCUAUGCUUUAGCUCCUAGAAAUACAUUUCCAGAAUUUCGUUAUGGCCGGGAAGAAAUGCUGUCAUUAUUCGAUAAAAACUAUAACAUGCCUGAAAUACUACCAACGUUUAAGAAGAUAUUUGUUGAGAAGGUGCAAUUGCCACUAGCUCUUACACCAAGCACAGAUGAAGAGCUCUUGCCACAAGUGCCACCGGUUACAACCCAAAGACCUUCAUGGAUGCAACGCUCACCAGUUGGCUUCAAUACUUCCACAAGAGGUGUGGGAAGAGGGUGUUCGGUAGACCGAGGUCGGAUGCGUGGUAAGCCUAAUUAUCAUCAAAUCUACCAACGACCAACUGCCAUGUUCGGCGACGAUGAUCCACGGUCAAUACCUGUCAAGGCUGAUCGCGGAUGGCCGGAACGCAAUGGCGGUGGCGAUUCAUUGAAUACAGGAGGCGGCAAUAUGUGUGGCAUCGGCGGCAUUAGUUCAGACUGGAAUGGCACCCCAACUUCAAGUCCACGAAAAGAAUUUUCUAGCCACCCUCGAAACAUGGAAAAUUGGCGUCGUAAUCGCAAUGAAGAUGGUUCGGGUGAUGCUCCUAGUGGUGGUUUGGGCGGUACUGAAGGUUGGCGUGGUAAUAGUGGAACAGGCGGUAAUUUCACAGCAACACAUCGUUGGGGGCGUUCGACAAGUUGGCGUGACGAAGAUGUGGCGGCGGCUAAUAUAACUGAUGUGGGGUAUAGCGGUGGUAGCGGGCAUAAUUUGACAAUGCAACGUUCUUAUUCUACCAUAACUACUGUGAACGAACGUGGUGGCUAUAUUAGCAGUUCCUCAAAAGCACCACCGAAUUCGUUAAACGGCAACCAAGCUUCUAGUCGAACUUUCAACUUCUUAUCUGGAAUAAACACACCUUUAGCGCGAUCUGGGCAAUGGAAUAGUCAAAGUGGUGGUAUAGGUAACUCUUCAGGCGGAGAUGUAGAAGACAAUUUGCCCGAAUGGGCUAUGGAAAACCCAUUGGAAGGUGGGGGAACCUUCGAUGCAAGCGGUGCAUUUCACGGUUCUGUGGACGACGAAAAUGAAAAUAUUGACAAACAAACCCGAAAAAAGAGCGAUUGCAGCAGUGAAAGUUCUGCACGCAAUAAUGGGAGUAGCGUCAAAGACAGCAAAUCCUCAGAGACUUCCACUGGGAGGACAACAGCAUCUCUUGAAAAUGAACACAACAAGAGUAAUGUGUCUGACUCUUCUGAACAUUCGUCUCCAUGUACACCUAUAGAGGGUCUAUUAGAUCUGCAUAAAGAAAAAUCUUUAGAAACAAAAACAGAGGAUAUUGCACAAAAACCAGACACGUCAAAACAUGUAUCACCUCAAAUACAACAAGAACAAACCUCGGACUUGUGUAGUAGAGAUGUAACGCCUACAACAGUUGCAUCUUCAAAUUCCGCUUUUUACAACGCUGACAACGCGACGAAUAAAAUCAAUACUAAUAUUGAUGGUAACGGCAAUGUUCAUCGUGAUUUGUCGGAUCGUAUGCGGGAGGUCACUGAUAAUAUGAUUGAAAAAUUGAUUAUGGAGGAUGAUACCAUUGAUAAUAAUGUUCGAAAUGAAGUAAAACAGGACGCUUCUCCCUUACCAGUGCAAGUCACUGUGGCACCACCUAAUGCUGCAGCUAAUAACCUAUGUGCUCCUAAUGUUUUUACAAGUGUUGCAGCCAUGCUUAAACAACCUACGCAGCAGUCGAACGAAGGCCCCGUAUCGGUUUCUCCUACGUUAACACCAGCCCUCACGGAAGGUCUGCACAAGGGCAUACAGCUUUAUGGUGGCGGUGUAGUCGUGGAUCACGCUACGAUGCAGCAUCACCACAUGCAGCAACAUCAACUUGCCGCUGCUGCUGUAGCAAAUAUUGCAACAGUUGGUCGUCCUUCUCAAAAUAUAAAUGCUACAACAUUGCCAGCAGGGCCAACCGACCUUUGGUAUUAUAGAGAUCCUCAAUCAAAAGUUCAGGGCCCAUUCACAGCGAUCGAAAUGACCGAGUGGUAUCGCGCGGGCUACUUUAAUGAGAAUUUGUUUGUACGCCGUAUUUGUGAUACACACUUCCGUUCUCUGGGGGAAUUGAUAAAGAUUUGUAAUGACAAUAUGCCUUUUACACACAGCCAUCUUAUACCAAAUUUAGACAAUAUACAUUUAGCUACUUCGCCGACAGUGGGGCAAACGCAAAAGCCCCACGUAAGUAGAGAUUAUAGUCUAAAGCAACAGACUCAUCAGCAAGCUGAACUACAACAGCAACAGCAGCAGCAGCAACAACGUGAUCAACUUAAAAGCAACUUGAGCCCGGGAGUUGAAUUUCUUAGCGGCAAUGUAAAGAAUCUUAUACCUGUAGGUGUAUCCAAUAUGUACUUUCAGAUGAUACGUCAUCAAGAGAUGUUGAUAUAUAACGAGUUAUCGGAAAAUGAAUGUUUCCAGCAAUUAACACAAGCAGAAAAGGAGACGGUGGUACGACAAAAGUUGCAAAUGUGUGUGGAAUAUUUGCCCAAUAGACCAGGUUUGAGUAAUUCAGUAGCUGCGAUGAAUCACUCGGGAACCACAAAUCAGUUGUAUGACAUAAUGGAUGGCGCUAAAAAGGACCAUAUGUUUAGUGGCACUGCAACUGGAUAUCCAAAUGUACCACAACAGCCGCCACCAAAUUCGUUUAUGGAACAUGAUGAUUUUCUUAUUAAUACCCAACAACACCAACAACAUAUGCAGACUGUAUUCAAUAACACUACGUUUGGAAAUGUAAUACCAUCUGGCGUAGAAACUAGUAAUUCUGGCAAACUAAAUCGUGGAAUCGUGGAGGAACAAGCAGGCAAUGAGUUGCUUAAUAGUUUUAACAUGAGAAUGUUUUUACCUUCAAAUAAUGGUGAACAACCUUUACUACCCAAUCCUAAGCCUCAGGAGUUUAUUGGAUCACCUAAUGCUGAUUUUCUGAAUGAAGCACAAUUGUUAGCUGCGCGGAAUUCGUUAGCUCAAACCAACCCUCUAGCACACUCAUGGUUACCACCGUUAGCUAAUCGCGCUCCUAUCGGUCCCCAUCAAGUUCCGAAUGAGUGGCCAAAUAAUUUAUUAGUAGGCAUCCCAAUGACAGUCGCAGCGGGUUGUAACAAUACCGCCGUCAAUGGAAAUAAUCUGACACAAGAAAUUCAGCUACAGCCGGAACAACAUCCACAAAAAAUUAUUCCAGUAUCUAUGUGGGAUCUACCCAUAUUGGAGUCCACUCCAAGUGAGCAAAUAAAGUCGCAGCAGCCAGUGGAAUGCGAAGCCACAAACUAUGAAAAUCAUAAAUCGUCGCAUGAGCUAGCUACGUGUUCUAAGCAAGAGCAUACAUAUGUAAAUGACGGACAGCCCAAGGGGUCCGCUACGACUCCUGAAAAACAGGCUGAUGCACCAAAAGAAACUCAACAGCAGAGUUCGCCAGCAGUUGCACUUCCAACAUCACCCAUAACAAAACAGCUCAAAGAUGAUGCUGGUGGUAAAAAUCAAAAUAUUAGUACAAAACGCGCAGUUAAGCAACAGAUCAUAACCAAUAAGAAUGCAAAGGCAACUGAGGAUAGUUCUAGCGGCAAGAAAACUGAAGAGGAACGGCGUCGAGAUCAAGCUGAGGAUAAGCGUCGACAGAAGGAGGAAAAGAAGCGGCAGCAAGCGGAUGAAGAAAAGCGUCGCCAACAACAAAUCGACGAUGAAAGGCGUCGACAAAUGCUUGAGGAAAAAGAACGGCAACAGCAGAUUCAAGUGCAGCGGCGCAAGGCAAUGCUAGGCAAUAACGCCAAUAUAAAUAAUUCUAUUGGUUUAGUCGAAUCGGUGAAUGUAGGUGCUAAACUUACUAAGGAAAAUCCGCGCAUUCAAUCCUCGGUUGCACCAUGGUCUGCUCAAAGCAAUGCAGCUUCUUCAAAGGGUGGUCCGUGCCUAGCAGAAAUACAAAAAGCUGAAAGGCGAGAACGCCAAAUGGAGCAACGUCAAAUGGAAAUGUUUGUCAAACGUGUCCGUGCUAGCGCUGCCGCUGCAGUUGAAGCAUUCGAUUCCAUGUUGAAAUGGAACGCUCCCGUAAAAGAUGUUCCAGUUAAAAGUUUUGCUGAAAUACAAGCUGAAGAAGCUAAGCGCUUAGCUAAUGAGCAGAUUGAGCUGCAACGCCGCAAGGAACAGGAACAGCAACAAGUUACAGCUGUCAUGGGUACAAACAGCAAUGCAGGUGGUGGGCCCAAUAAUAUUUCUGCUAUAUGGUCAGGAACAAAAGUUUGGGGUUCAACAAGCACAACUGGUUUCUGGGAAGAACCAAUCAAAUUCAGUGCUGCGGUUGCUGCAAAUAAUAAUGCUGGCGGUGGCAAUGCUGUAGGAUCCAGUUCUGCAAGCAAUAUUGUUAGCAAAACAUCUUCACCUGGACAACAGAAACUAGCAUCAUCCGUUUCUGCCGGUAACACAGGCAUAACUACUAGUGGACCAGUUGCAAACCAGCAGCAAAAUGCGGCAGUACGUAACUUACGCAAAAGUCAAACUGUGUCCAUUAUGCAGAGUGCUGGAACUCAAAAUGGUAAAAGUUCAAAGAACAACCAACAGCCAAGCAACAAUGCAGGAAAACCAGGUCUAACUAAUAAAACUCAACCCCAAAAGUCUACUGGAAAUACUGCUGAAGGUGGUGCUGGUCCUGAUAAAAGAGUCUCGACAAAAACUCAAUCGAAUAAUGCGUCUAGCCGUGCCAGCGACACUAACAAUAAGCGAGAUGACUAUGAGAACGAGUUCAUUACCUGGUGUACGAAGAGUCUAAACAACAUGAAUACAAAACUGGAUGUGCCUACAUUUGUAACAUUUUUACGAGACUUGGACUCACCAUAUGAGGUUAGAGACUACAUACGAAUGUAUUUAGGUGAAAAUAAAGAGUCUACAGACUUUGGGAAGCAGUUUCUUGAACGCCGCAGCAAAUAUAAAAACUUACAACGUGCACAAAAUGCGCAUAAUGAUGACAUGUGUAAACCGGCACCAGCCAUAACACCAUCUGGCAAUGAUAACUCCGACAAUAAGGGUAAACAAAAGAAAGUCAAGAAGAAUAAAAUGACUAAACUGGACGCACGCAUUUUGGGCUUCUCCGUUACUGCUGCUGAAGGUCGUACCAAUGUUGGAGAUCGAGUUUACGUGGAUGCGCCAUAAAUACAGAGCUGUAAAAAACAUUUUAUAAUCACUCUCGCGCAAACUAUGUAAAUCUUGGAAAUUUCACACCGAACUUUAACCCCAGCUGAGAAACAAGGGCAUAUAAUAUCUUCACGUAAUAAUAGCUAUGAGAUGAAACGAAUAACACAUUUAUUUUGUUUCCAUUUACAAUCUUUACAUACAUAUUUUUUAAACUUGAAUUGAAUUAUGCGUUAUAUAUAUUUUGUUAAAUAAAUAUUCUUUCCUUUAAAAAGAAACAAAAAAA